UGAGGUGGAGACUUAUGGUGAAUGUAGUGACACUUAUUUUGGUCUUAACUGUACACAAAGAUGCAGCAAAAACUGUACAAACCAGCUAUGUGAUCAAGUCAAUGGUAUAUGUUACAGUUGUUCUCCUGGAAAACAAGGAGCGUUUUGUGAUCAAGACUGUAACGACACCUUUUACGGCCAGAACUGUAUACAAAGAUGUAGCACCAACUGCACAAACCAACUGUGUAACAAUGUUAUUGGUACCUGUAACAGUUGUGUUGUUGGUAAAAAUGGAAGCUUAUGUGAUGAGGAAUGUAGUGACACUUAUUUUGGACUUAACUGUACACAAAGAUGCAGCAAAAACUGUACAAACCAGCUAUGUGAUCACGUCAAUGGUAUAUGUUACAGUUGUUCUCCUGGAAAACAAGGAGCGUUUUGUGAUCAAGACUGUAACGACACCUUUUACGGCCAGAACUGUAUACAAAGAUGUAGCACCAACUGCACAAACCAACUGUGUAACAAUGUUAUUGGUACCUGUAACAGUUGUGUUGUUGGUAAAAAUGGAAGCUUAUGUGAUGAGGAAUGUAGUGACACUUAUUUUGGACUUAACUGUACACAAAGAUGCAGCAAAAACUGUACAAACCAGCUAUGUGAUCACGUCAAUGGUAUAUGUUACAGUUGUUCUCCUGGAAAACAAGGAGCGUUUUGUGAUCAAGACUGUAACGACACCUUUUACGGCCAGAACUGUAUACAAAGAUGUAGCACCAACUGCACAAACCAACUGUGUAACAAUGUUAUUGGUACCUGUAACAGUUGUGUUGUUGGUAAAAAUGGAAGCUUAUGUGAUGAGGAAUGUAGUGACACUUAUUUUGGACUUAACUGUACACAAAGAUGCAGCAAAAACUGUACAAACCAGCUAUGUGAUCACGUCAAUGGUAUAUGUUACAGUUGUUCUCCUGGAAAACAAGGAGCGUUUUGUGAUCAAGACUGUAACGACACCUUUUACGGCCAGAACUGUAUACAAAGAUGUAGCACCAACUGCACAAACCAACUGUGUAACAAUGUUAUUGGUACCUGUAACAGUUGUGUUGUUGGUAAAAAUGGAAGCUUAUGUGAUGAGGAAUGUAGUGACACUUAUUUUGGACUUAACUGUACACAAAGAUGCAGCAAAAACUGUACAAACCAGCUAUGUGAUCACGUCAAUGGUAUAUGUUACAGUUGUUCUCCUGGAAAACAAGGAGCGUUUUGUGAUCAAGACUGUAACGACACUUUUUACGGCCAGAACUGUAUACAAAGAUGUAGCACCAACUGCACAAACCAACUGUGUAACAAUGUUAUUGGUACCUGUAACAGUUGUGUUGUUGGUAAAAAUGGAAGCUUAUGUGAUGAGGACGCCCAAAAAAAUGCAGUUUUGA
This is a messenger RNA of Physella acuta, 1394 nucleotides long. RefSeq lists its product as uncharacterized. NCBI's taxonomy places the organism in Eukaryota, Metazoa, Mollusca, Gastropoda, Physidae. The record is from RefSeq and is a predicted model, not a curated record.